Molecule: messenger RNA, 1324 nt
Organism: Pieris brassicae (large cabbage white)
Lineage: Eukaryota; Metazoa; Arthropoda; Insecta; Lepidoptera; Pieridae
Gene: PGAP2
Product: post-GPI attachment to proteins factor 2
Exons: 3
Coding region: 159-917 (252 amino acids)
Biological process (GO): GPI anchor biosynthetic process
Cellular component (GO): Golgi membrane; endoplasmic reticulum membrane
Source: RefSeq, a predicted model, not a curated record
CAUUGCUUAAGCUUUACGAAUAAAAAUGCAGGCAGUAAACAUAAACCGCAACCUGCAAAUUAUAUCUGCAUUAGUGACAUUGCAUAAGUGCAUUGCGUUAGAUCCAUGUGAUUGAGUUUAUUAUUUAUUUAUAACUGCUUUUAUAAAAGCCCCAGCCGAUGUAUCUACCUCUUUAUAAUGCGUCCGAAAGAAAGUAUUUUAUUAGGAUUCCAAUUACAAAGUUGGGAUUGUGUACAGUGUCUUUGCCUUUAUUUGCGUUUAUAGUUUGUGUCAUUAUCACUAUAAUUAAAGACUUCGAUAAAGCUAAUAAUACGCAUUGUAAAGUACCAAAUGUCUUCCCGUCAAUAUCAGCUUCCAUUGGAAAUUAUGAACCCCAAAGAACAAUAUGGAAAACUGCCAUAUAUAUCCACGCACCGCUGAGGUUCUUCAUUAUUUAUUUACGUUGGGAAUAUUAUAGAAGUAUUAUUAGUAAAUUUUGUAUUACAGUAGUCAAAUUAUCAGUUGCUUUAAAUCUAAUGGAAAAUUUGUCAUUAUUAGGGUUAACAUAUUGGACUUCAUCACUUAAUUAUCCAUAUCAUGAAGCCUGCUUUAAAACAUUUAUCGGAACAUCAAUAUUUUACAUGUUCUUUACAAGUAUAAUGCUGACUAAAUAUAGACGGCGUCCAGUAGUUUCUCCAUUGGAAACUUAUUCAGUUAAACUAAAAUGGAGAGCUUUCUUUACCAAUGUGGGUUCUUUUGCCUUUGCAGCUUAUUUUUUUCUGAGGCAUAAUCGACUUUGCGAACCAUAUGUAUAUUCAAUGUUUGCAUUCUCAGAGUACAUAGUGGUUGUCAGUAACAUAUUAUUUCAUAUGACAACAAUAUAUGACCUCAAAGUGCAAUAUUUAUAUUUCACUAGGAAAGGUGUUACAAUAGAAUGACUCAGGAUUAUUAACAAUAUUUUUGUAGUACAGGAAGAAAUGAGGGGUUAUUAUAAUUCAAGAACGAUUAAGUCUUGUCAUUUUAAAUAAUGAUAUACCGGUUAUGGAAUAUGUUUAGAAAUGAGCCAAAGGGUUGUUACAAAAAUAUUGUAUGAGAGUAAUAAAAAUAUAAGAGGUGUGCAGCUCACUAACUUAAAGCCUAAUAGCACAAAUUUUAAUUUAUAAUUUACUUAUUGUUGAAAAAUUAAUGAAAUCUUAUUAUACAACUGAGUGUUACAUAUUCUAUAGAAGACUUGUUGUAUUAGGUGUUAAUUUAAGUAUUUAAAAAUUGUUUUACUAGGAUAGCUAGUAAGACUGAUUAUGACAUUUAUUUUAUUGUUAAAUAAAUAGGGAGCUAAACAAUUAUC